CCAACCUAACCAUAUAAAUAGCAAUACAUUUCCCAUUCCUAAUUUAACAGUGUUAUUAUGUUACUGUAGUUUGUUAGAACAGUUGACUUCGUGCAAAAAACAGAUUGUUUAUAAAAAAGAAUACAGUCUGCAGUCAGCUGAAUCAAUGCCGAAGAAAAAAGGGGACUGGAAAUGUACAAAUUCAGAUUUUACGUUAAAAGACUCCGCAGACGCGCCAAAACCAAUCAGACGUCUGAAAAAAGCACAAAUAACAGAUACCGGUGAAGUAUCAUGGGAUGAAAUGGCAGACUAUGACCUGGUGGAAGAGAUAGAUGCAGAGGGCUACAAAAGGUACAUAUACAAGAAGAAGAGCAGUGCGAAACUUGAAGUUGACAUUGACAAGCGGCCAGGUAUUGUAUACCCGGAAAUUGUAUUUUAUUUGAUUUCUGCAUAUAUCAAACCGGAGCAAAUAGGCAGUUUUGCUGCCAUAAAUAAAGCCUCAUACGCCUGCACGCAAAGGGAAUCAUUCUGGCGCAAUCUAUACAAGCGUUACUGUCAGGGUCAUCCUCGGUUACCACCGAGAUUGAGGAUUGAGAAUAGUUUUAAAGUGUAUGGCUUAAAGCAGAGAGUCAUACGAGCGUUGCACCAUACGUACAGCGUGUUUGUACAUAAGAUUGAGCUUGAUGCUAUACAGGACAGUAGACCGCAUCGACUGGUGAAACGUCGCUGCAUAAAUGUCUGGUAUAAUAAAGGACCAAUUUAUUGGCUGGUGUAUUUUAAGUUAAAGAAGGUGCCGCUGGAACGGCCGCAGAAUGAGAACGGGAAUAUGUUGGACGAGCUGGACAGGAUUGAUGCUAAUCCGGAUGAGGAUUGUCAAGUGUUGCAGGUGACCUGCACAAGUUUUCACGAAGUCCCACCACUCCUCGGCAUGACACUGAGCUCAGUCUCCGUUGUCCUCUCACCAGGGUUCCGCCACCACCGUCUCAGUCUCGGCUUUAGCACCAGCGCUCAUAAUAUAUCCCGGAACUUAGUUCCAGACCAAUCUGUUGUCAUAGAUACCGUUGUAACUAUCUUUGUGUUUGACUGGUGGCACCCAAAGUACCCGCAUUUUGAUAAUACCCUGCCUGCGAGGGUGAAGGAUGAGGAAUCUAUGCCGGUGCUGAAGAAAGAAUUCUUUAAUAUGAGUUUAGCGGAUUGAUUGAGGUCUUUUGGUGAUAUGUGUCGUUAUUGUGCUGUUUUAUUUAACCAUUUGACCGCCAAAGAUGUCAACUGACGCGCGCGGCUACAGAUCAAAAUCAACCUUCGUGCAUUCCGGCCAGGUUCAAAAUGACGCGCCGCAUACGAUGGGCGCUUUUAAAGGCUCAAAAGUAAUUUAGGGAAAAGGAUGCAUACCAUAAAAGUCUAUCAAUAUAAUUUCGACCUUUCUAUCAAAUUUAAGUUAAAUUACGUCCUUUUUAUAACGGGUUGGACCGAAUAACUCCACGUAUUUGACGUCAUUUCAGACGGUAUUAUAUUAACCCUACUUCACGCUAUGAGCAUUUUGCCGCCCGUGGUUGUUGUGAUUACUUGAACAUUAUGAACACGGUACAUUUGCUAAGGUAUUUUAUGUACUAGUGUAAAACUAUAAUAAAUGUAACUUUUUCUAAUA
This is a messenger RNA of Cydia fagiglandana, 1627 nucleotides long. RefSeq names its product putative transmembrane protein 183BP (gene fsd). NCBI's taxonomy places the organism in Eukaryota, Metazoa, Arthropoda, Insecta, Lepidoptera, Tortricidae. Gene Ontology annotation, biological process: regulation of protein stability. The transcript has 3 exons. Gene Ontology annotation, cellular component: SCF ubiquitin ligase complex. Bases 146 to 1177 code for a protein of 343 amino acids. The record is from RefSeq and is a predicted model, not a curated record.